GAUUUUUUUACUCCACUCAUUUCUCCUGAAGGAUGAGAUCCCUGAAACACCUCAAACAUCACUCCAGGAACAAUGUGGAGGAGGAGAGUAGCCGCUUGUUGCGGACCUACUCCAAGAUGACAGAGAGCCAUGUGGAUGUGGGCACGCAGACGGAGCCUGUGGUCGUGCUAUCUCUGGCUCAGGCUGCCGUUCUUGGCCUCAUCUCCCAGAAUGAAAUCUUUGGGGCCACUAUUGCUCCUAAUGGCUUUUACAAAGGGGAGCCCAGAGAGUGCCCCCCUCCUCCACCUGAGGCAAUGGAGUAUGAGUAUGCAGAUCAGCUAAUAGGGGCCAACGGGGACUACCUAGCUGAGCCCGCUGGGGAGCCGGAGCCCCAACCCCACUGCAGUGAGAGAAGACGGCCCGGGCCCCGUGGGAGGACAAAGAGGCCCAAGAGUGAGGAGGGUCCCCCACACAAAGUAGCAAGUCCACAAGCUCAGGUUAAAGGUGAACGGCUUGAGUCUGAUACCCCUCCUUCCUGCAUUCACAUGAACAGUAGGCAAAGUCCUGGCAAGUCAGAGGAUCCAGUCGCCCAACAAGGUUCUCUAAAAGAGUGUGUGAGCGAUACACCCAGGUCACAAACAGACAGACAGCCGGAAAAGGAAGAAGAAGAAAACACUGGUAGAGAAAGAGAGAGGAAAGAAGAAGACUUGGUGGUGGAGGAAGAAGAAGAGGAAGAGGCACUAAACCUCAAGACAGGUGGUGACACUGGCAGUCCUCUGGAGAGCCGCUAUUAUGAGCCCAAUGAGGUGGCCUACGAGUCCGCUGACAUGGCCCUGCCAGGAGAGUAUGAGGAGAACGGCCAGGCCAUGCUGUGGUCAGACCCAGAGGGCCUUGCCAGGCGAAUGCAGAUCGACCGGCUGGACAUUAACGUACAGAUCGACGAGUCUUACUGCGUAGAUGUGGGAGAGGGUCUGAAACGCUGGAAGUGCCGCAUGUGUGAGAAGUCAUACACAUCCAAAUACAACCUUGUCACUCAUAUUCUGGGCCAUAAUGGAAUUAAGCCCCAUGAAUGUCUACACUGUGGAAAGCUCUUCAAGCAGCCAAGUCACCUCCAGACUCACCUGCUCACCCACCAGGGAACCAGACCUCACAAGUGCACCGUUUGUGAGAAGGCCUUCACGCAGACCAGCCACCUGAAGCGGCACAUGCUGCAGCAUUCGGACGUCAAGCCCUACAGCUGCCGCUUCUGUGGCCGCGGCUUUGCCUACCCCAGCGAGCUGAGGACCCACGAGAACAAACAUGAGAAUGGUCAGUGCCAUGUCUGCACCCAGUGUGGUCUCGAGUUCCCAACCUACGCACACCUGAAGCGUCACCUGGCCAGCCACCAGGGUCCGACCACAUACCAGUGCACAGAGUGCCACAAGUCCUUUGCUUACCGCAGCCAGCUGCAGAACCACUUGAUGAAACACCAGAACGUGCGGCCCUACGUUUGCCCUGAAUGCGGCAUGGAGUUUGUCCAGAUCCACCACCUCCGACAACACGCUCUCACUCACAAGGGUAUGAAAGAAUUCAAGUGUGAUGUCUGUGCCAGAGAGUUCACCCUGUCUGCCAACCUGAAGAGACACAUGUUGAUUCAUGCCAGUGUGAGGCCCUUCCAGUGCCACGUCUGCUUCAAGACCUUUGUCCAGAAGCAGACCCUUAAAACGCACAUGAUUGUCCACCUGCCGGUGAAGCCUUUCAAAUGCAAGGUGUGCGGAAAGUCUUUCAACAGAAUGUACAACCUCCUCGGCCACAUGCACCUCCACGCCGGCAGCAAGCCCUUCAAGUGCCCUUACUGCACCAGCAAGUUCAACCUGAAGGGCAACCUCAGCCGACACAUGAAGGUUAAACACGGCAUCAUGGACACCUCAAUAGAUGGACAAGAACCCCCCCAAGACACAGAUGGCCAGGAGGACUACGAAGAGGAGAGCUUUGAAUUCAGCGAGCGAGAAAACCGAGCUAACAACAACAACACACCAGACAUUGCUAAACUAUCUCAAAUGGAGUAUUACAGCACCUAUGGACCCCUUUACCAAAGAAUUGGAUCAAAUCUUGCAGCUACGGGGACUGUAAGUCUCUUUUCCUUGCUGUUGUGUUGAGCUGGGACAUUGGAUUUCUUGGGGUCCAAUCGCAGACCUCAUGAAAUUACAUUCAGGUUUCCCUCCCACCCAUCUGUAGAUCUCCUCAAAAGAUUACCACAGAGAACAGGCUGUGGUACAGCUUCUCUUUCAACAAUCCUCACCAUUUCCCUCAUCCAGGCCUUCACAAGACGAGACUGCAGCAUUUUUCCAAAAGCAAUGCAAACCCUGCAUUCAUAUUGCAGUUCUGUUUUUUUAUGGAUGAAUCUCAACAAGAAGUGUCCCAAAAAAAAA
This is a messenger RNA of Sander lucioperca (pikeperch), 2390 nucleotides long. RefSeq names its product zinc finger protein 710a (gene znf710a). Lineage: Eukaryota; Metazoa; Chordata; Actinopteri; Perciformes; Percidae. The coding region runs from base 33 to 2117 and encodes 694 amino acids. The transcript is spliced from 6 exons. The record is from RefSeq and is a predicted model, not a curated record.